This is a messenger RNA of Papilio xuthus (Asian swallowtail), 6202 nucleotides long. RefSeq names its product Tripeptidyl-peptidase II (gene TppII). Gene Ontology annotation, biological process: proteolysis. Gene Ontology annotation, molecular function: tripeptidyl-peptidase activity; serine-type endopeptidase activity. The record is from RefSeq and is a predicted model, not a curated record. Lineage: Eukaryota; Metazoa; Arthropoda; Insecta; Lepidoptera; Papilionidae. Bases 34 to 3849 code for a protein of 1271 amino acids. Gene Ontology annotation, cellular component: cytosol. The transcript is spliced from 25 exons.
UAAUUGGCAACACAACAUAUCGGGUCAUCAAAAAUGGCCGAAGUACCGAUCGAGAGUGAAUUCCCUGUUUGGGGAUUAUUACCGAAAAAAGAAACAGGGGUUGUGUCUUUUUUAAAUAAAUAUCCCGAUUAUGAUGGCAGGGGUACUAUAAUAGCUAUUCUAGAUUCUGGUGUGGAUCCUGCUGCCGCCGGUCUUAAGGUAACGUCGACAGGUGAAAUAAAGGUUAUAGAAAGAUUUGACUGCAGUGGAUGUGGAGAUGUUGAUACUAGUACUAUUAUCAAGAAAGUUGUCGAUGGCCACAUUACCGGUAUUACAGGAAGGAAACUUAAAAUUCCAGAGUCAUGGAAGAAUCCAACUGGGAAUUGGAGAACAGGAGUAUUAUAUCCUUUCAGUAUUUACCCUACAAAGCUAAAAGAGCGGGUGCAGGAACAUAGGAAGGAGCACCUCUGGGAUGUGGGACAUAAGAAAGCAUUUGCUGAGGCAAAUGCUAAACUACACGAAUUUGAAACUGAUGUUGCUGCCAAAAAUCCUAAUUUAAGUGCUGAUGAGAAACUUCUCAAAGAAGAGUUGGAGGCACGAGUAGAAGUGUUGCAAGCGGCAGAAAAGAAAUACACAGAUGUCGGCCCCACAUAUGACUGUGUAUUAUUUCAUGAUGGUGAAAUUUGGAGGGCAUGUAUCGACACAACUGAGAGUGGGGAGCUGUCGGAGGGUUUGUUGCUGGGGGAGUACAGCGUGACGCACGAGCACGCACAUCUCACUUCCCUCGACGAGAUGACGGUCAGCAUCAAUGUGCACGAUGAUGGUGACGUGUUGGAGGUGGUCGGAAUGUGCUCAACGCACGGCACGCACGUGGCGGCGAUAGCGGCGGGCUACUUCCCCGAGGAGGCGGAGCGCAACGGCGUCGCGCCCGGCGCUCAGAUAGUCUCCCUCACCAUCGGCGACGGCCGCCUCGGCUCCAUGGAGACCGGCACCGCGCUCGUGCGCGCCUGCCUCAAGAUCAUGGACCUCACCGCCACAAGGAAGAUCGACGUCAUCAACAUGAGCUAUGGGGAACACGCACACUGGUCCAACUCCGGUCGCGUGGGCGAGGUGAUAAGUUCAGUGGUGAACCGGUACGGCGUGUCCUGGGUGGUGUCCGCCGGCAACCACGGGCCCGCGCUCUGCACUGUCGGCACGCCGCCCGACAUCGCGCACCCCGUGCUCAUCGGUGUGGGCGCGUACGUGUCGGCGGAGAUGAUGAGCGCGGCGUACUCGAUGCGCGCGGCGGGUCCGGCGGGCGCGUUCAGCUGGAGCUCGCGCGGCCCGUGCGCGGACGGGGCGGCCGGCGUCUCGCUGUGCGCGCCCGGCGGCGCCGUCGCCUCCGUCGCCAGGUUCACUCUGCGCAAUUGCCAGCUAAUGAAUGGCACGUCGAUGGCCGCGCCGCAUGUUGCCGGUGCUGUUGCGGCGCUGGUGUCGGGUCUGCGUGCCCGUGCGCUGCCGCACUCGCCGUACAGCAUGAAGAGGGCGCUGGAGAACUCCGCCACGCAUCUCCCGCACGUGGAGCCCUGGGCGCAGGGCUGCGGACUACUUAAUAUCGAAAAGGCGUUCGAAAUCCUAACAAAAUACCACAGCGAGGUGGAGCGCGACGUGACAUUCAGCGUGCAGUGCGGCCCGCACAACGGCAAGGGCAUCCUGCUGCGGCCGCGGCCUGCAGACCCGCCGCAGGACAUCGGCGUCACCGUCGAGCCCCACUUCCUGCUCGACCACACCGACCUGCACAACAAGUCGGUCAUUCCCAAGCAGAUCGCGUUCGGCGUGCGGCUCGCGCUCGUCUGCGCGGCGCCCUGGGUCUCCACACCCGCACACCUCGACCUCAUGAACGCCGCGCGCGCCCUCGCCCUGCGCCUGCGCACCUCCCACCUGCCGCCCGGACCCCACCACGCCAGCAUAAACGCGUACGACGUGUCGUGCGUGGAGAAGGGGCCGGUGUUCCGCAUCAACAUCACGGUGCUGCAGCCGCAGCCGCUGCCGCUGGACGCGCCCGCCAGCCCGCACUUCGCCGAGCGCGACGUGCUCUUCAGACCCGCCACCAUCAAGCGACACUUCGUUAUACCGCCGGCGGAUGCGACGUGGGCGGUGCUGCGGCUGAGCACGGCGGAGCGCGAGCGGUCGGGCCGCUUCCUGGUGCACACGAUGCAGCUGCUGCCCCAGCGCAGCUGUCGCUCGCACGAGACGCACAAGCUGCUCAACGUCACCGCGGAGGCGCCCACCUACCUGCCCUUCCAAGUCGUGGGCGGUGUGACGCUGGAGGUGGCGAUAGCGAAGUACUGGGCGAACAUCGGCGAGCUGGUGGUGGAGUACAGCGUGGAGUUCCACGGGCUGCGGCCGGACUUCGGGUCGCAGCUGUGGCUGGGCGGCGCGCAGGCCCCCGCCCCCGUGCUGCUCUCCGCGCUGCGCCUGCAGGAGGUGCAGCCCGUCGCCCAGCUCAAGCACACGGAGCCGGUGUACAGGCCGACGGAGAGCAAGCUGGCGCCGCUGACUGCGCGCGACGUCAUCCCGCCCGGCCGACAGAUAUACCAGCUCAUCAACACGUACAACUUCCACAUCGCCAAGGCCACGGAGGUGUCGCCUAUCGUGUCGUUGCUGUGCGACACGCUGUACGAGUCGGAGUACGAGUCGCAGAUGUGGAUGUUGUACAACAGCUGCAAGCAGCUGAUGGCCGUCGGCGAUGCCUAUCCUUCCAAGUACUCAGUGAAGCUGGAGAAGGGCGAGUACGUGCUGCGGCUGGGCGUGCGCCACGACAACCGCGCGCUGCUGGAGCGCCUGCAGGAGCUGCCCGUCGUCAUCCAGCAGCGUCUGCCGCAGCCCAUCACGCUCGACGUCUACUGCUCGCACUCACAGGCGGUUACAGGCGGUAAGAAGUUCACAACUGCGCAGCUGCACAGCGGACACCUGCUGCCACUGUACAUUGCCCCCGUGCCCACAGACAAACUGAGCAGGUCGACGAUAUCGGUGGGUCAGACGCUGUCGGGCACGGUGACGUUCGCGAAGGAGGAGUCGGGUCGGCGCGUGGACGUGUACGUGGUGCGCGCCGCCCCCUGCGACCCGCCGCGCCGCACCCCCGCCCCGCACGCGCACGCGCACGCGCCUCCCCGCCGCCACGACGAGUACGCGGACGCGCACCGCGACCUCGCCGCCACCUGGCUCGCCAAGCUGGAGGGUGACAAGCUGGAGCAGCUGUACGAGGAGAUGCUGGAGAAGUACCCCGGCUACCUGGGCACGCACGUCGCGUACCUCAACAGUGUCGACUCGCCCACGGACCCCAAGAAAUUGCCUCACGCGGCGGAGGAGCCGGACGUGACGACGGCGUGGUGCGAGCAGCUCAUCACCAUUGCUGAUAAGGUGAUAAAGCAGAUCGAUCAGGACAAGCUGCUGGCCUACCUCGGCAUGAAGAACGACACGCGCGCAGACGCCACCAAGAUUAAACAGGAGCAGGAGCGGCUGCGCGGGUGGGCGGUGGAGGCGCUGUGCCGGCGCGGCGCGGCGCUGUGCCGGCUGCACGCGCUGGCGCAGGGCGGCGCCGCAAGGGACAAGAUCGACGACGCGCUGCGCAACAACCUCGCCGACCUGCUGCGUCUCGCCGACCUCACCGACACCAAGGUGCAGCACUACGGCGUGUGGCACUGCUUCACGAUGAAGCACUGGGGGCGCGCCAUCAAGCUGCUGAACAAGAUCCUGGAGGAGAGGCCGUCGCGCGAGGUGGAGGAGCGUCUGGCGGGCGCGUACCGCCAGCUGGGCUGGGAGCACCUCGCGCUCUGCGUGCAGCGCGCGCUGCCCGCCAAGUACCCGCCCGCAUACCGCCCCUUCUGAGUCACGCCGCACCCCCAACCCCCUACACCCCACACGCUAUAUUCUCUCCUUGCUGACAUUUUUUUACAUCAUUGAUGAAGUUAACUUAUGUAUUUAAUUUAUCUUAGCUUAUGUUCAAUCGAUUUAUAAUUUGUAAGAACUCGCUUUUACACAUUCUGUGACUUCGUCAGGCUUUUCUUGAUUUACGAUAAAGCCGUCUUUAUUUGCUGACAGUUUCUUAUUUAUUUAACUGUACCCAUAGAUUUAUAUAAUGUUAAUACAUUUUAUAGUAUAACACCGACCAACAGAAAAAUGAACAAAAACCAGCAAAAUUGUUGCCAGAGCAGAUUUGAACAUAACGGCAAACGGUUCACGAUUGAAAUUCGUCUGUAUAUAAACAUUUCGUAUGGAUUACUUACAUUCGACCAUUUAUUGCGUCAAAAGAAAAUAUUCAUCAGUGAAUUGCGAUUUAAGUGUUAGAAGUUGAUAAUGAAAUCCACAGGUCGAUACUGAUCAAUAUUUAUGUAACCAAGUAGGUAGGUCAAUCACAUAGCUAAAUACAACGGACAGAAUUCAACAUUAUAUACAUCUUAUACUCAUUUACAUAUACACCGAGAAGGCUUUUUUUUCAACCGGAUGUCAUAAAUGAAACUAAAUUAUGACAAGUCAGUAGCGCCUCCCGGGGGCGUCAACGUCAAAGAGUUAAGCUCCUUGUACUGUAACUGUCAUGUCAUUUUCUAAGUGUAAGUAGGUUUUAUAUAUAUUGUGACAAUACCUACCGCGAUAGUAGCGCCUCUCACGGGUUAACUCCUUCUUUGACUAUACAUUCUUUUAGGGAAUAAAAGCAAUAAACUUUCUAUUAAUGGAAAAACACGUGAGGUUUAUCAUUUAAUCGUAACUUUAAUGUGUAGGCAUUUAUUUUUAUAAAUAUAAUUGUGUUGAAUUCUGUUGAUUGCCUUGUCCGAUUGUAAGUCGGUGCAUCUGACAUAGAAGCUGCAAAGUACACUCUACAAUUGUUGUUUUAGUCGUCAUAUCUCCGAGUUUACAUCCUUUGUUAACAUUCAAAUUGUACAAUAUUACUGUGACUAUCAGCUGGCGUAGCACUUGUAUCAAAUUAUAUUCGCAUCUCUUUCACUCUAUUUGAAAGAACAGAGACAACAUGCGUCAACAAGUGUCACGCCAGUGGGUAUUCACGGCUAAACAUAGAAGUUGCCUGUAAGAGUUUAUUUUUACAAUUUAAGUAUAUUUUCGUUAAUAUUUAAGUUGUAUUGGCUUUGAAAGGUUGCAGCGGAGAAGAAGGAGUAUGUAUUAAGUCUGUUAGAUUUUAUAGUAAUGCAGAAUUUAGUCUUCAUUUGAAAUGAACUUUAAUAUGAUGAAUAUUUUAAUUCGAUCUUUUUUAAUUUAUACCGAAAUAAUACUAAACACAUUUCUAAGUCGAUACUCUGUAUUUCGUAAAGUAAAUGCAUUUAGAAGAGAUCCAAAGCGUUUCUAUAAAAUCUAACUGUUUCAAUAUAUUUUUUCAACUAGGAAAAUACGACAGGGUGCUAACGUGUUCGCGGCGUGUGCUCAACAGACUAGUUAAUGUUUUUUUAUUUUUUUUAACGGACAAUGUAUUUUGAAUUUUUAUUUGUUAGAACGAUGACCUCAUUAGUGUAAUUGUUUGUGCGAAGAACGAAGCUGUAGAUUCAAGAUAGUAGUGAUGUGAGAAAUGUUCUAGCGAUGCUUUAGUCUAUGGUACGGAGAAUAUGAGAAUAAGUAUGGGCAGGGCUUGUUUAUUCUGAUGUCCACUGAACGAUGAUACUAUUCAGAAGGUAUAUUGUUUAUCAAAUUAAUAUUGCUCUGCGCACUGUUUUUCGUACAGUGUCAAAAUUAAUGUUUUUGCAUUAAGAGUUAUUUUAUAUUGUUAGACAAGGUAUCAGUGGACAUUGACAGAUAAAUAGAUUGAAGAAGUGUUAGGAGUCGCGGAGAGAGUAUAGAGUAUCAAAUGCUUACUUGAAUCGCUUCGGUGAAGGUAUUGCCAUGUAUGAAAAUGAAUAAUGUACCCACAAGGAACAAUGCUACACUCAAAAUUUUAAAUGUUCAAAGGUAAUUGGAUAAAUUAUAAAAAAGAACUUGUGGAAGUGGUAACCUUAAAAAUUGAUAUGUAAAAUGUUAUUGAAUGAAAUUGAAAUAUACACAGAUCGGCACUAUUACACAAAAUUUGUUGUUUUUAUUUGUGUGCAUAACACAAUAAAUCCUUCCUUAUUUGAAAAGGUGCUUAUUUUAUUUUUGACGUUGUUAUUUGCUUAGUCGAGUAAUUAAUAUGCGGAUUUUAAAAUCUGUCAAGAGAAGAGGAUUAUAUUAACCUGAGUUGUAGUUUUGUGAACAAAUGUGU